Messenger RNA from Pyrus x bretschneideri (Chinese white pear), 562 nucleotides. RefSeq lists its product as uncharacterized. The transcript is spliced from 4 exons. The record is from RefSeq and is a predicted model, not a curated record. Bases 76 to 357 code for a protein of 93 amino acids. Lineage: Eukaryota; Viridiplantae; Streptophyta; Magnoliopsida; Rosales; Rosaceae.
AAAAUCCAAAUCCAUUUCAGCUGCUGCUUUUGCCAAAAGCUCAAACUUUACAUACACACAGAGAUCGACACUCCAAUGGCUUCACCAUCUCAGUCGGACCUUCAGCUCCAACUCCAAUCGGAGUCCGAGUCCCCGAUGUCAUCCAUCGUCUACGUGAUUUCACAGCAAGUCCAGGGUGCGAUGGAGAACAUGUUUAAGAUGAUGAGCGAAAUUGAUGAGAACUCUGCCGGGAUUUCGGAGGAGAUCGAGAAGUGCAAGGAAUCUGCUCUGGAGAAGAAGAAAGGCUUAGAGGAAGCCAGGGAGCAAGUCGAGAAGGCCGCUUAUGCCGUUUUGGAGAUGCUCAACAACCAAGCAUAGAAUGCACAGGUGCUGUUGUUGGAAGCUUAAAAGACACAACUCAAUGUGAGGAAGCUAGGGCUGUCUUCCUUGAGGUUGGAUUGAUCAAUUUCUGUAUAGAGAGAUGCACAGUAAGAGCUGUUUGAGAUACUUUUGUGAAUUUCGUUCCAUACAUGCUUAUGUCAUCUUGCAUUUCAUGCUUUACUAUAUUACGAUAAUUUCUUGA